This is a messenger RNA of Kalmanozyma brasiliensis GHG001, 345 nucleotides long. RefSeq lists its product as uncharacterized. Lineage: Eukaryota; Fungi; Basidiomycota; Ustilaginomycetes; Ustilaginales. The transcript is spliced from 2 exons. The record is from RefSeq and is a predicted model, not a curated record. The coding region runs from base 1 to 345 and encodes 114 amino acids.
AUGAGCGGAAACGCAGGCGACAGAAUCGGCGGCGCCAUCAAGGGCGCCUUCAACGCCGUCCACGGCGUGGGCGAGACCAUCCGUGGCAACAUCAACGACGGUGUCGAUGCGGCCGGGGAGGGCCUCAGGGAUGCCUCCCACGACGACCGUGCCGCCGACCCCUCCGCCGUCGGCCGCAGCAGCGACUACGACACCCAGGGCAAUCACAGGGGCGUCGCCCAAGAGGGCACCGAAGAAUUCAAGUCGGGUAUUCAGCAGAUGAAGAAUGCUUUCAGCUCGGAUUCCUCCUCCACCAACACCACCACCGGUACCGCCACCAACACCACUGCCAACACCUCUACCUAA